Molecule: messenger RNA, 2796 nt
Organism: Nicrophorus vespilloides
Lineage: Eukaryota; Metazoa; Arthropoda; Insecta; Coleoptera; Silphidae
Exons: 12
Coding region: 1-2793 (930 amino acids)
Biological process (GO): negative regulation of cell population proliferation
Source: RefSeq, a predicted model, not a curated record
AUGACAUUGGUUGUGAAUGAUUUGUAUAGGAAAGAAAUUAAGAUUAUAGCUAAAGUGGAGAGACCGGAGUUGACGUUGUUGGAAAAGCACUUGGAUUUCGGAAAACUGGAGCUGGGGCUUGUUUAUAGUAAAACUUUUAUUGUGGAGAAUAAAAAUGCGGUGAUUGUGGAUUGGGAAAUUUGGGAGACGUUUAUGAAAAAUGGCGGUUUCACGAAGAGCAGCAAUUCUAUGGUUUUCGAUAAUUUGGAUGAUGGUAACAUCGAAGUUGAAUAUAUCGUGAGGGCAACGGAGGUUGGAGAAUUCUCUUCGACUUUGCAAUUAAUUACCAAGUAUAAGGAUGAGAGUGUGAUUAACGGUGUUUGCACCGUUUCCUACAUUGUUGAUGAUCUCACGAUCUAUUUGCACACGCAGAUGAGCGAAUGCUCGAUUUUAUGUCCUGGAGAGUUGCUCUACGCGAAUAAAACUUCAGUGUAUACAUUGUGUUUACACAACGUCAGUCAGAUUGACGCCAAUUUCCUGUUCGGCGAAAUUUAUGGCGACAAGAGUGAUUUGGUCUGCGCCAAGGUUUUCCCAACGACCGGAUUCGUUCCAGCCAAGACCUUCAAACGCGUCAACCUGGAGCUAACGCCGUUGGAGGUCUGCGUCUUCGAGUCUCUUUAUUUACCAUGCGAGAUAAUCACGUACAAUCCGUCAAUCAAGGGAAAAUACGUUGAGAAGAAACCUCUGGUUUUGGUGAUACUAUGCGUCGUAGAAGAUGUCAACGUGCAACUGAUAAUUCCGGGCAUGGAGAAGCCAGUUUAUUGGCCUCCUCAAAUGAAUUACGAUUUGGAAUAUCGGAUUGAACCGGAGAAAUGCGUUAACGAGAGUAAAUCAUCUUCUGAAGUAGAGGAAGCCAAAGUCUUUUCCAAAACUGAUUUCGCGGAGGAAUCUGUGAUUAACGAUAUCACGGAAUAUUUGCACAAUCUUAUUCAAGGAAUCGGAGAAGAGGAAGUUGAACCAAUUAAACGUGAAGACACUAUUUCUACCUCGAGCUUCUCCGCGUUGAGCUCGGAUUCUCUGAGGGAAUACUUUGACGAGGAUAUCUUCAUCCACGAAAAUCACAUGGAAUUCAAAGGCGUUCCUUUAAGAGCACCGAUUAAGAAAACUAUUGCCAUACAGAAUAUGACUCCGGUCGAAGGAUUCCUCGAAGUGGACGUAGCAAAUUUCAAGCCUGUUUUGCUGACUACCCGGAGCAUCCACAAUAUUUUAGUCGAUUUAAAUGUUAAAAAGGAUGAUCAUUGGGAAUCGAUUCUCGGGAAUAAUGGUGUGCUCAUCAAGUUGGAAUUGGGUAAGCAACAUUUGGAUCCGUACGAAGGGACGUUUCUGGACGUUUGGGUGUACGCAAACACUUGGGGAAUUUACGCCGACGAAAUACAAUUUCAAGUCAACAAUAUUGCUCCGCUUCUGAUCACCGUUUUAAUUGAAGUGGUUGGAUUACCAUUGGAGUUUCCGAUCGCUAAAAAUUCGUUGAACAAACACGCAAAGUUUAGAUUUGGUGUUGUACCUUACAACUCAAAGUCGGUGAAGAGGAAGGUUUACGUUCGGAACACGAGUCGCGUUCCGGUUUCAGUUGUUUGGCACGUUUUCAUGAAAACUUUGGAUUGUCGCGAUAAGCCGAUCACUUUGCUCUUCGACAUUUAUCACCCAAACAUGAAACGGCUUUUAGACGCGGACGUUGAAUCCACAGGCAAUUUAAUACUGACGCAUCGAAAGCUCUGCGGUUUCUCGAAUUACGACAUAUUUAAUAUUACACCUAGAGAAACGUUCAUCGAUGUUGGACAAACUAUAGCCAUAGACAUUGUGUUUAAUUCUGAUUCUUACGUUACACAGAUCGGACGGACGGAUAUCGAAGCCAAUUUAGUUGGAUACAUCCACGUUGCUAACAUCUUCAAGAAACGCGAUCAUAUGUUUAUGCGGAAAACCGGCAGUCAGAUGCAUCCGUUGCGUUUGAAACUGUACGCGUCUUUGGAUACACCGAAAUUGAAUUUGGACACGAUCAGCGAUCUCAGCUUCGCAAUCCACGCGAGCAUUGAAGUUGAUAAAGAAAGUAUAUCCGCUUCCAAAGUGUUGAUUUUCAAGAACCACAACAACUUCCCAAUGGAGGUUUCCUUCUCGAUCGGAGAUCCCUUUAAGAUUCAAGAAAUCCAAUACUUGGAUAACUUCAUCGCAGAUGUUAAAUCCCCAAUUACAAUCCUUCCAGAAUCUUGCGUUUAUCUCAAGGUGUGCUUCAAAUUGGUACUAGAUCAGCUGUAUAAUAUGGCCAAUUUGAUUUAUAAUUUAGCGAGACACGACGAGUAUCAAGUUUAUUCGGUGAAUUUCGGAACUUGCUCUUACAAAUACUUCAACGAAUUGAAGAUAAUGCAGAAAGGAGCUAUGAAACAGAUUAUUCCAGCCGAACUUGAAAUCUAUUUUCCGUUAAUCGAAAUCCCGACGUUGCUCGAUUUUGGAAUCGUCUUUAUUGGUAACAGCAGAAAGAUGACACUCACUAUAAAGAAUUAUACUAAUUGCCGAGUGCCUUUCGAAAUAAUAUCUGAUGGAGAAUUCAUUGUAACUCAAACAUCUGGAGUGUUGGGUUCUUGCAUGAACGACGAGCCUUUCAUAUACGAUAUCUACGUGAUUUGCAUCCCUUGUGAGUAUAAAUUAUACGAGGCGGAGAUGACCGUGAAGACUAAUGUUGACUUUUGCCAAUACUCGACGAAGCUUCGCGCCAUUGGAAGCCACAACGAGAAACAAUUCAAAUUAAAUACAUGCUGAGUA